GGCUACUUCCGUCAGACCCGAUCCACACGUACAGAAAGGGUCACGUGACGCGUUUGGCUCUACAGCAUGAGCACAGCUUUCUGCUGCUCGGUAACGCUAGCUUCAAACAUUCCGAAUGCUAGCUAGCUAGCUCCUGAUUCAGCUAUUUUAAUAACAUCGGAGUGACAAAAUAGGCUUCCCUUCACAACGUAGUACUUUGUUGAAGACUAGCCUUGGAGCUAUUUAGCACAGGAUCGCGCUUUCGGUCAUAUUUGUACAUUUCCUCUGUGCUAGCUAGCCACGGUUAGCGCGUUAGCUCACGGUAACGUCAACAUGAAUAUAGAUAACGUUAAUCAGUCCGUCACAACUGGAGUGUCCUCCACGACGUCCUCAACUUCGAGUAACUGUAUCGCAAAUGAUAACGCAGCUACCAACGUCAGCAGCAUCCUUUCGGUCACGAGUAAUGCUUCAGCCUCAGCGGCCAUGGUAAUACCAUCAGCAGACUCAUCUGUCUCCAACGGCGUCUACGUUCCUGGUGGUAUCACCAAUGGAGAUGUGAAGCCGGCCUUCUCCACCACGCCGCUGGCAGAUUUCCUCAUGCAGCUGGAAGAGUACACUCCCACAAUUCCUGAUGCAGUAACGGGCUACUACCUCAACCGGGCUGGCUUUGAGGCUUCUGACCCAAGAAUAAUCCGUCUGAUCUCCCUCGCUUCUCAGAAGUUUAUCUCGGACAUUGCCAAUGAUGCGCUGCAGUACUGUAAAAUGAAGGGCACUGCCUCAGGAAGCUCAAGGAGUAAAACAAAGGAUAAGAAGUACACUCUGACGAUGGAGGACCUGACUCCUGCCCUCUCAGAAUAUGGCGUCAAUGUCAAGAAACCAUAUUACUUUACAUAGAACUGCCUUUCUUUAAAGGCUUUUUGCUUUUGCUAGUUUUUUGUCCCUGCUGACCCACUAGAGUCUGUCAACACCUUUAUUGCUAAAUGUUUUUGUUUUGAUCAUUGUGCUUUAGUACAACUUUGACAAAUCGUAGUCACUUUGCCAUUUGUUCUUUUUUGUGGAGCCACCUUUGCGUUAUGUUAAAUUGUAUAAUUAAGUUUUGUGGUGAAAAUAAAACCCAUAAAAAAAC
Anarrhichthys ocellatus (wolf-eel) is the source of this 1105-nucleotide messenger RNA. RefSeq names its product TAF10 RNA polymerase II, TATA box binding protein (TBP)-associated factor (gene taf10). The transcript has 5 exons. The coding region runs from base 313 to 873 and encodes 186 amino acids. Gene Ontology annotation, biological process: transcription initiation at RNA polymerase II promoter. Gene Ontology annotation, cellular component: nucleus; SAGA complex; transcription factor TFIID complex. Lineage: Eukaryota; Metazoa; Chordata; Actinopteri; Perciformes; Anarhichadidae. The record is from RefSeq and is a predicted model, not a curated record. Gene Ontology annotation, molecular function: promoter-specific chromatin binding; RNA polymerase II general transcription initiation factor activity.